UGCGCGCUUGGGUCGGCGCUUUGUUGCGAAAGCCGGGGGGCGAGGUCCGAGUGCGCCGCGCGGCCAGACGCUGCGGGCGGGGCGGAGGAUGGAAGUGGUAGCUGCAACGGUUGGGGCUGCGCGUGAGAAGGUGGCCGCGUAGGACCAAGGCUCGGUGGGGGCCGGUGGCGACGAGCGGGCUAUGGCGGGAGACCGUUUCCUCUGGGUUCCUUGAGGUACUCUCCUGACGCCCCGGGGAGCCGUAGCCCAUGGGCUCGCUGAGCAGCCGAGUGCUGCGCCACCCCGGGCGAGCCAGAACGCAGCAGGAGCCGGGUUCCGGAUCGGGGGGCUCGACCCGAAGGCCGGAGACGGGCGGCGACUCGGCCGGACACGGCUUCUGUUACUGCCCCGGCAGUCGCAAGCGCAAGCGGAGCAGCGGGGCCUUCUGCUACUGUCACCCCGACUCCGAGACCGACGAGGAUGAGGAGGAAGGGGACGAGCAGCAGCGGCUCCUCAACACCCCUCGGAGGAAAAAAUUAAAGAGUACAUCCAAGUAUAUUUAUCAGACAUUAUUUUUGAAUGGUGAAAAUAGUGACAUUAAGAUUUGUGCUCUAGGAGAAGAGUGGAGCUUACACAAAAUAUAUUUAUGUCAAUCUGGCUACUUUUCUAGUAUGUUCAGUGGUUCUUGGAAAGAAUCCAGCAUGAAUAUUAUUGAACUGGAGAUUCCUGAUCAGAAUAUUGAUAUAGAAGCACUGCAGGUUGCCUUUGGGUCUCUGUAUCGAGAUGAUGUCUUGAUAAAGCCCAGUCGCGUUAUUGCCAUUUUGGCAGCAGCUUGUAUGCUGCAGUUGGAUGGUUUAAUACAGCAGUGUGGUGAGACAAUGAAGGAAACAAUUAAUGUGAAAACUGUAUGUGGCUAUUACACAUCAGCAGGGACCUAUGGAUUAGAUUCUGUAAAGAAAAAGUGCCUUGAAUGGCUUCUAAACAAUUUAAUGACUCACCAGAAUGUUGAACUUUUUAAAGAACUCAGUAUAAAUGUUAUGAAACAACUCAUUGGCUCAUCUAAUUUAUUUGUGAUGCAAGUGGAAAUGGAUGUAUACACAGCUCUUAAAAAGUGGAUGUUCCUUCAACUAGUGCCUUCUUGGAAUGGAUCUUUAAAACAGCUUUUGACUGAAACAGAUGUCUGGUUUUCAAAAAGGAGAAAAGAUUUUGAAGGUGUGACCUUUCUUGAAACUGAGCAAGGAAAACCAUUUGUGUCAGUAUUCAAACACUUAAGGUUACAGUAUAUUAUCAGUGAUUUGGCCUCUGCAAGGAUUAUUGAACAAGAUUCUCUGGUUCCUUCAGAAUGGUUAUCUUCUGUAUAUAAACAGCAGUGGCUAGCUAUGCUUCGAGCAGAACAAGACAGUGAGGUGGGGCCUCAAGAAAUCAAUAAAGAAGAACUAGAGGGAAAUAGCAUGAGGUGUGGUAGAAAGCUUUCCAAAGAUGGUGAAUACUGCUGGCGGUGGACAGGUUUCAACUUUGGCUUUGACCUGCUUGUAACAUACACCAAUCGAUACAUCAUUUUCAAACGCAAUACACUGAACCAGCCAUGUAGUGGAUCUGUCAGUUUACAGCCUCGAAGGAGCAUUGCAUUUAGAUUACGUUUGGCUUCUUUUGAUAGCAGUGGAAAAUUAAUAUGUAGUAGAACAACUGGCUAUCAGAUACUUACACUUGAAAAGGAUCAGGAACAAGUAGUGAUGAACUUGGACAGCAGGCUUCUGAUCUUCCCUUUAUACAUCUGCUGUAACUUCCUGUAUAUAUCACCAGAAAAAAGAACUGAAAAUAAUUGUCAUCCAGAAAAUCCAGAAAACUGAGGAUCUCAUCAUAUGGAAACAGUAGCACUUUGAAAACUCUUUGGCCAUCUUUUACUUAAUGGCCCUACUGAUACUCACAUUUAAGGUGACUAACAAAACAAAGGCCUUAUGAACUGUACAGAUAAUACAGAAGACUAUUGUUAUCCUCAUCAUAUUUCUAUGCAUAUAUGAAAUAACAUUUUAAAGCCAAGAAAAUAUCUGUUAAACCAUUUCUAUUACAAGGUGUCAAUUCAUGCUUUAAUUUAGCAUCAGUAGGAAACUGCAGUAGGUAAAUUUCACAUUUUUUUGCAAACAACUAUAGAUUUAAUUUUUAGCUUAAACUUUGAUCCUACCUAAUGUUAGUGACCUCAGUUAUCAAUCUAUAAAAUUCUUUUUAUUUGGCUAAAAGAAUACUAAAGGAAUAAUUUGUCCAGUUAUAAAUAUGCUCUUAAAUGGGUGUGUUUAAAAGCUGUCCUUAGACUUUUUCAACUUCUUUUUAUGAUUCUUCCCCUUACUCUAAUAUCCGCCCUAUCUAUACUUGUUUUUAAUCAUUAA
Messenger RNA from Condylura cristata (star-nosed mole), 2363 nucleotides. RefSeq names its product germ cell-less, spermatogenesis associated 1 (gene GMCL1). Gene Ontology annotation, cellular component: nucleus. Gene Ontology annotation, molecular function: protein binding. The record is from RefSeq and is a predicted model, not a curated record. Gene Ontology annotation, biological process: germ cell development. The transcript is spliced from 14 exons. Bases 249 to 1829 code for a protein of 526 amino acids. Lineage: Eukaryota; Metazoa; Chordata; Mammalia; Eulipotyphla; Talpidae.